This is a messenger RNA of Oncorhynchus mykiss (rainbow trout), 967 nucleotides long. Its product is annotated as protein Hook homolog 2-like. Gene Ontology annotation, molecular function: microtubule binding. The record is from RefSeq and is a predicted model, not a curated record. Lineage: Eukaryota; Metazoa; Chordata; Actinopteri; Salmoniformes; Salmonidae. Gene Ontology annotation, biological process: cytoplasmic microtubule organization.
CAGACUACCAAAGCCUACCUCGUCAUUGUCUCUCACUCUGAACAAAACCAGCCAGGGCCUCUUCCCCCCAUGUGGAUUGGACCUGGCUGAAGAGAGAGCAGAGAGGGGCAGCGCCUGGCUGGAUGUAAGACGAUGACGACUGAAGAGGAGACUACUUCCUGUGAUGUCAUCAUGACAGCUGUCAAAGAAGACUCACAUGAGAGGAUCAUGUCCAGACAAGACCAAGAGGAAAAACUCACUAUUACAGACUGGUAUAGUAUGUGUGUGACUCUCCAGCAGCAGGAGCUGAGGCUGUCUGAGGGCUCUUGCAGGCCUCCAGGCCAAGCCCAGUCCUUCCUGGCCCAGCAGAGGCAGUCCACCCAGGCCAGGAGCAGGAGAGGCAUGGGGCUCUCUCCCAAGCUACAGCCCAGAUAGGAGGGAGAGAUGGAGGGAGAGGUCCCUCUGUUGGGGAUGGUGGGAUUGACACUGGAUGGACAAGGAACGUUGGAAGAGGAUGUUGAUGGGAUUUUUGUGGCUGUUUAAAAAAAUAUUGGACGUUAAAAAAACUAUUUUAUGUAACAUUGGCGCCACCUGCUGGUCAAAUGGUAUUGGUGUUCGUUUUUUGUCCAUCUCAGUUUGAAUCUAAAAGUUUUAAAGGAAUAGAUAGGACAGUAAAGGAACAUCACUAUUACAAUGUGUUGCCAAUGGAUUUUCAACAAAUAUCAACAUGACUUACAGUAUAGCGCUCAUUUUCUCCAGAUUUUAUUUGACUGUAUUGUCUCACAUAUCUGCUGUCAUCCCAAGCUAUUGUGUCUCAUAGCAACAGAAAUGGAACUAUGGCAAGAAAGAUUUGUCUUUUCUUUUUAUUUACCUCAUUAUAAUUCAUUAUAAUUCAUAACAACGUAACAAGGUGAAAAAUCAUUCAUCUAAAGUAAAUGUACAGUGUAAGAUUGGUGAACACAGUGAAAGCUGCAGCUCAACCUUGCAG